CUCCUAGCUGGUACGUGCACUCAUACAUGUUUCGGCUGGCAACGGCCCGCCAUUAACUUCUCAGCCUGCCGCCUCCUUCUUCCUCCUUGCUCAUCAUCGUCUCCACUCUCUCUCUCCCUCCCUAGCUCCCGCCGCGCGUUCGCAAUUCCCCAUUUACUCGGCUGCUCCGUACCACAGCCCACAGGGCAGCCAAGAUGGGCGGCGGAUCCAACUCCAAGGCCAAGGGGCAGCCGCGGGCGAUGGCGCCGGUGGCGGAGGUCGACAUCGCCGCCGUGCGCUACGAGCCGCGGCCGAUGCAGGCGCCGCACCUCACGGGCUUCGGCCUCAGGGCCUUCGUCUGGCUCCUCGAGUCCCGCCUCCUCGGCCCCAUCCUCCUCUCCGCCCUCAAGAAACAGAACAACAUGACGCAGAUGCUGCAGAACACGGUGAUCCCCGAGCGGCCCAUGUACUACCCGGAGUUCCCGCCGCAAGAGCCGGAGCAAGGAGUCGUGGUCGUGGCCGAAGACAGGGACCCUGUGGACAGGGUGGAGGAAGCGCUGCAGUGCCUCGCUCCGUAUGACCCGUCCGCACGUUUCACAUCGGUCGACGAGAAAAAUCCCUUCCUCUACUGGAAGAUCCGAGACUUCGCCUACGCGUACCGGUCCGGGAUCACCACACCAUCAGCUGUGGCCGACCAUGUCAUUGCGGGCGUGGAAGAGUGGAACAACAAGAAGCCUCCGAUGCCGAUGCUCAUCUAUUUUAACGCUGAUGACCUGAGGAAGCAAGCUGAUGCCUCCACAAAGAGAUUUGAGCAAGGAAAUCCAAUUUCCGUUCUGGAUGGGAUAUUUUUCGCCAUCAAGGAUGACAUUGACUGCUUCCCAUAUCCGUCAAAGAGUGGUACUACAUUUUUUGACAAAAUCCGCGCUGUGGAGAAAGAUGCAGUCUGUGUUGCUCGUCUACGGAAAUGUGGAGUAAUCUUCAUCGGGAAAGCAAAUAUGCACGAGUUCGGCCUUGGGGUAACUGGAAACAAUGCAAACUAUGGGACAGCAAGAAAUCCACAUUCAAUUGAUAGAUAUACUGGUGGUUCUUCAUCUGGUCCAGCUGCACUUGUCUCAUCAGGGCUAUGCUCAGCAGCGAUUGGAACAGAUGGUGGAGGUUCAGUUCGAAUUCCAUCUUCCCUAUGUGGCAUUGUUGGUUUGAAGACAACGUAUGGGCGGACAGAUAUGACUGGGGUACUUUGUGAUGCUGGGACUGUUGAAGUUGCUUCACCUCUUACAGCAUCAGUGGAGGAUUCUAUGCUAGUGUAUUCUGCACUUGCAGGCAGUAGACCUAUGGAUAAGCUUACUCUGAGACCUUUGCCGCUGUGUGUUCCUAACUUGGUGUCCUCUGACAACAGCAAUAUCCUACAAUCAGUAAAAGUGGGAAAAUAUACAGAGUGGUUUCAUGAUGUUUCUGAUAGUGAGAUCUCAAAUACAUGCGAUGAUGCACUUAACCUCCUGUGCAGCACCUUCGGAUGCCAGAUAGAAGAGAUAAUAUUACCAGAGCUUGAGGAGAUGCGUACUGCCCAUGUUGUCUCUAUUGGCUCAGAAGCACUGUGCGACCUGAAUGCUCAUUACCAAGAAGGGAGACGAACAGAACUGACAUUAGAUACUCGAACAAGUUUGGCACUUUUUGGGUCAUUCACUUCAACAGAUUAUGUUGCUUCUCAAUGUAUCAGGAGAAGGAUAAUGUACUAUCACAUGGAGGCUUUCAAAAAGGUUGAUGUCAUAGCAACCCCGACGACCGGCAUGACUGCGCCAAAAAUACCAGCAAGUGCUCUGAAGGUAGGAGAGUCAGAUUAUGUUGUAUCAGCUAACCUGAUGCGAUUCAUUUUAGCCCCGAACCUUCUUGGUUUGCCUGCCAUUACUGUUCCGGUUGGUCAUGACAAGCAAGGCCUUCCAAUCGGCUUGCAACUGAUAGGCCGUCCAUGGGGUGAGGCUAGCUUAUUGAGGGUGGCUUCAGCAGUAGAGGAGCUCUGCCUGAAGAAAAGGAAUCGGCCUUCCACAUUUUACGACAUCCUAAAGGCCUGAAACAGUCUAGUGCAAGUACAUAUGUAAUUCUGCAUUGAAACAUUGAAACUGUCAUUCGAGAACAUUUUUUACACACAUUUCCUUUGCUGUAGUAUUAAUAUGUUAGAGGUUUGUCAUAUGUGAGGACUCAGGAUAGACAGAGCAAACCCUCCUCCUGGUUUAGAGUAAAACAUCUUUAGGAGAUAUAAUAAGUUAAGCGAAAUAGCA
This is a messenger RNA of Lolium perenne, 2255 nucleotides long. RefSeq names its product fatty acid amide hydrolase. Gene Ontology annotation, cellular component: membrane. The record is from RefSeq and is a predicted model, not a curated record. Gene Ontology annotation, molecular function: N-(long-chain-acyl)ethanolamine deacylase activity. Gene Ontology annotation, biological process: N-acylethanolamine metabolic process. NCBI's taxonomy places the organism in Eukaryota, Viridiplantae, Streptophyta, Magnoliopsida, Poales, Poaceae.